CGCGCUGUUCUGCUCAGCGUCCGUGCGGUUUAUUGGCGCAGAUUGAUUCGUGACAGCAGCGAGAGCUUCAUUCUUCUCCUCAAACAAUCAAACACCUACAUUCAAGAUGAAAGAUGUCAUCGGAUACCUCAAACAACAGCAGAGCAAGAGUCCGACGCCUGAGAUGGCCUCGGAGUGGCACUCAAUGGAGGAUCUGUACAACAGAAAAUUGUGGCAUCAGUUGACUCUGAAAUUGACAGUCUUUGUGCAGGACCCUUAUUUCUCCAAAGGGGACGGUCUCAUUCAGCUCUAUGAAAACUUCCUCAGUGAUUUUGAACACAGAAUCAACCCAUUGUCCUUAGUAGAAAUCAUCCUUCAUGUUGCAAAACAAAUGCCAGAUCCAAAUACAGCCAUACCCUUUCUUGAGAAAACAAAGGAGAAGGUCAAAGCCAGUGAUGAGGCCGUCAUCCUCUGCAAAACCUCAAUUGGCAGCCUCAAGCUCGACAUCAACGACCUCCCAGCGACAAAGAAAUUAAUAGAGGAAGUGGAUGAGAUGCUGAACAAUCUCCCUGGUGUGACGUCAGUGCACGGGCGAUUUUACGAUCUGUCGAGCAAAUAUUACCGCAUCAUUGGGAACCACGCUAUGUACUACAAGGAUGCCCUGCGGUACUUGGGAUGUGUGGAAGCAAAAGACUUACCUGAAGCAGAGCAACAAGAAAGAGCUUUUACAUUAGGCCUGGCCGGCCUCCUCGGAGAGGGAGUGUACAACUUCGGAGAACUGCUGAUGCACCCGGUCCUGGAGUCACUGAGGAACACAGAUAAACAGUGGCUGAUAGACACACUCUAUGCAUUUAAUGCAGGCAACGUGGAGAAAUUCCAAGCCCUGAAGACCGCAUGGGGUCAACAGCCUGAUCUCGCAGCUCAUGAGGCCAAACUCAUGCAGAAGAUCCAGUUACUCUGUGUCAUGGAGAUGACUUUCACACGGCCAGCCAAUCACAGGCAGCUGACGUUCCAGGAAAUUGCACAGAGUGCAAAAAUCCAAGUGAAUGAGGUGGAGCUGUUGGUGAUGAAGGCUCUGUCUGUCGGACUGAUCAAGGGAAGCAUUGACGAGGUGGAAAAGAAAGUUCACAUGACCUGGGUCCAGCCCAGAGUACUGGACGUGCAGCAGAUUAAGGGCAUGAAGGAUCGUCUGGACUUCUGGUGUGGGGAUGUUAAGAACAUGGCCAUGUUGGUGGAACAGCAGGCUCAGGACAUCCUCACUUGAAUGUCCUUCAUGCUGUCUGUCCCAUUCAAAUGUUCCCUUGCAUUGCAUUCUCCCUGAGUCUCAGUUCUUAAUGUGAUACGUGUCCGUAUCUUCAUUAUGUCAUUAAAGCAGCUUGUUUUCACAA
Cyprinus carpio (common carp) is the source of this 1367-nucleotide messenger RNA. RefSeq names its product proteasome 26S subunit, non-ATPase 13 (gene psmd13). Gene Ontology annotation, biological process: ubiquitin-dependent protein catabolic process. The record is from RefSeq and is a predicted model, not a curated record. Gene Ontology annotation, molecular function: structural molecule activity. Gene Ontology annotation, cellular component: nucleus; proteasome regulatory particle, lid subcomplex; cytosol. NCBI's taxonomy places the organism in Eukaryota, Metazoa, Chordata, Actinopteri, Cypriniformes, Cyprinidae.